AUGAAAAGGCCCCCGUUCCCUAUUCAUGUGGCGUCGCACUACAUCCCAGAACAGCCAAUUAGGUCCUUCUCAAUAGGCCGGUGCAUUCUCUAUGGUUGUGGAGCGGGCCUGUUUGGCGUCGCGGCCAUGACGGUUGGGAAAAGAAUCGAGCAAUAUUUCACCGGCAGCCCGAGUUCAUAUGUCCCAGGCCAUACAUUGGAACGGUUUUUGUCGCUCCCGGCUCGACCUGAUUCAGAGCGCUUCGGACUGAACAUGGCGAUGCACUACGGCCAGGGAGCUGCUGCUGCGAUUAUCAGAGCCCUUAUGAGCGCGAACGGCAUUCGUGGGCCGUUUUAA
Aspergillus steynii IBT 23096 is the source of this 336-nucleotide messenger RNA. RefSeq lists its product as uncharacterized. Bases 1 to 336 code for a protein of 111 amino acids. The record is from RefSeq and is a predicted model, not a curated record. NCBI's taxonomy places the organism in Eukaryota, Fungi, Ascomycota, Eurotiomycetes, Eurotiales, Aspergillaceae. The transcript has 2 exons.